AAAACAGACGCGAUGGGUGGGUUAAAAUUAAGGAUUAAUUUAUGUUUUCUGUGCCUGUAUAUUCUAAAUCGCGGCUAUUGCCUGAACCAGAGUGAAGUGCAGCCGCAUAAUGACCAAACAAAGCAGAACCUCACGUUGUUACGUGAUCCAAUCUACCUGAAUGUACCGAAAAAUCUGAAGAUGAAUGAUAUUAACGAUUAUAAUGAAGUGGUGCUGCCGGUGUAUUCCCGAACCACCAUCCGGUUGGCGAAUUUUUCGCUAAACGAUCAUCCAACAAUGGGCUACGCUCUGGUACAGCUGAACGCCUUCGAGUAUAACGUAACACUCAGCUACAACUCCACGAUCAUCGAGGGUGGCCAUCUAACGGGCCAAAAUUUGGGUUUACUGAUGUAUGAGGAUGGUGACCUGUAUGCGUUCAACUUGAACCCAUAUCAGCCGGUGUGGGUAUCGAUAGUGUUGAUGAUCUACAACUCAUCCGCCCCGGUACCCGGCGGUUGUAAUCUGGAGUUUCCCGUCGAAACAUCGCCAGUCCUGAAUGUUACGCUGACGCCUGCAACCAUCAUCGUUGACACACCACCGGCUUCCGUAGCGCUCCAGUUUCGGAAUAAUUCAUCGAAUGCUUGCGGUAACGCACGGCUAAAGUACGAGUCAUACUAUAUUCAAAUGGCUUCUCAUGAUUUCUCCCAGCGGUCCUACUUUAAUGCCCUCCGUUCACUGAUGGGAUAUGCGACGGCGAAAACGGCUGGCCACCAGAACACUCUUAGCUCACCGUUGCACGUAAACCGACACGAGUAUGGACGGCAACCGGGCAGGGGCAUGGUGUUUGUGACGGUCGUCACCGAUUCUGUUCAUCGCGGAUUUUCCCUUUACGUUCCCGGGCACACCUAUUCGUGUCGACCGUUUGAUGAUCAGUCCGAAUGCUACGGUCUCAACAUUCCUUGGCGCAUGGUAGCCCUGUUACUGACACUGUUAGCUGCCUUGGAAGUGGUCAUGGGUUGGUUACCAGUUACCAUCAAAUGUCCGACUAUGUUGGGCUAUCUCAUGUUACUUUUAUGCAUCGAGGGGCUACAACAUUUAGGCACGGUAUUGCCUACGACCGCCGUCACUGCCGUGCUGAUAACAGCAGCACUCGUGGGAGCUGCCAUUGGAUUGUUGCUAGGCGCAUUUGCACCACAAGCUGCCAAGAUAUUAUGCGCUUUUGCUGCGGGCUACCUGAUCGUUAUUACACAACUUGGAUUCAUUAAUGGAAAUAUCUUCACCAUAUCGCAUGUAUCGAUCUACAUGUGGAUCGUGGCGCUAAUAAUCGGCUUGAUACUGUCGCUUACUCUUCCAAUCCUGCUCGUCACUCGCUCGGUAAUCUUUGGUGCCAUUUGUAUCUUCUACGGCGUGAAUAUGGUCUUUGGUGCUCGACUCGACUAUCCCUUGAAGCAUUCCUUUUUGCGACUUUUCGUAUCGAACUACGGCUCCGUCUAUGUCGAUCCUAUGCUAGACGAGGUUGACGGUGCUGCACUAGCAGCGUUCAUAAUCAUUCUGAUCGUGUGUCUGUUCCUACGGUCUCGUUACCAGCCGGAGGUGGUUCAGAGUGACUUCCAAACAGCAUGGAGCAGUCGCCAUGCGUUCAAUGAUGCCUUGCAUACGAGCACUGUGAUCUCGGCUGACGACAUAUUCUCUUAUCAGCAGUUUGCUAACACUAGCUACCCACCAGUCAUUACACGAUGGACUAGUGGCGAUGAUGAUGUGUUUGAAUCUCCUCGAAGUAAUUUUCGCUUUUUCCAGCGUCUCAGAAGAUAAAUCGUCGAUCUAGAAGUAUCAAUAACCACGUCUCUUUGAUCUAGAUUAGGUCUCAAUUUUCAAAAUUUUAGAUAAGCUUAAUGCCUUUUGGCAUGUCCCCAAAAACGUAUGUCGAACUGAUUUUGUGAGUAGUUUCCCUUGUAUUGAGGAAUAAAAACAAUAAUAUACAUUACUAA
This is a messenger RNA of Anopheles aquasalis, 1967 nucleotides long. Its product is annotated as transmembrane 7 superfamily member 3-like. The record is from RefSeq and is a predicted model, not a curated record. NCBI's taxonomy places the organism in Eukaryota, Metazoa, Arthropoda, Insecta, Diptera, Culicidae. Gene Ontology annotation, cellular component: plasma membrane. Gene Ontology annotation, biological process: negative regulation of programmed cell death.